UGUGCAGGGCUAGGAAGACUCUGGAGCCUGCUCUCAGGUCCGCCCAUGGAGAUUCAUAACCUGAGCACUCCCUCUCCCCUUCCUUCUCUCCCUCCCUCCUCUGCUCCCCCUGCCCCCCUCCCCCCCUCGCUCUCCUCCUCUCCCUCUGCCUUCACCACUGCACGGGGGUCCUCAGAAGAGGCCUGGCUUCCCUGCCUCCCCAUCUCUUCCCCCGUGGUGCCUGCCUUCCUGGCACCAACCCUGGGCGUGGAGUUUGUCCUGGGCCUGGCAGGGAACAGCCUGGCGCUCUUCGUCUUCUGCUUCCACACGCGGCCCUGGACCUCCAACACAGUGUUCCUGGUCAGCCUGGUGGUGGCCGACUUUCUCCUGAUCGUCAACCUGCCCCUUCGCGUGGACUACUACCUCCUCCGUGAGACUUGGCGCUUUGGGGCCACAGCCUGCAAGGUCAACCUCUUCAUGAUUUCCACCAACCGCACGGCCAGCGUGGUCUUCCUCACUGCCACUGCGCUCAACCGCUACCUGAAAGUGGUGCAGCCCCACCAUGUGCUGAGCCGGGCCUCAGUGGGGGCAGCUGCCCGGGUGGCUGGGGGGCUCUGGGGAGGCAUCCUGCUCCUCAACGGGCACCUGCUCCUGACCACCCAGUCCAGCCCCUACUGCAUCAGUUACAGGCUGGGCACGCAGCCCUCAGCCUCACUCCGCUGGCACCACACGCUGUACAUGCUGGAAUUUUUCCUGCCGCUGGCGCUCAUCCUCUUUGCCAUUGUGAGCAUCGGGCUUACCAUCCGGCGCCGUGGCCUGGGCAAGCAGGCGGGGCCGCAAAGGGCUGUGCGCGUGCUGGCCGUGGUGGUGGCUGUCUACACCAUCUGCUUCUUGCCCAGCAUCACCUUCGGCAUUGCUUCCAUGGUGGCUUUCCGGCUGCAUGCCUGCCAUGCCCUGGACAUCUGCUCCCAGCUCUUCCAUGGCUCCCUGGCCUUCACGUACCUCAACAGCGUCCUGGACCCUGCACUCUACUGCUUCUCCAGCCCUAGCUUCCUUCGCCAGAGCCGGGCCCUGCUGGGCCUCAUGCAGAGCUCGCAGGGCCCGGAGAGUGAGGACAGCUCCUACCAGCCCUCCGCGCGGUGCGGGGAGGCCUCUUGGAAGUCGGAGGCUGCGGUGAAGUCGCAAGUGGAGGAGGUCUGGCUGGAAAAGGAAGGCCCCUCCCAGGACUGA
Galeopterus variegatus (Sunda flying lemur) is the source of this 1209-nucleotide messenger RNA. It is a transcript of the gene OXER1, whose product is annotated as oxoeicosanoid (OXE) receptor 1. Lineage: Eukaryota; Metazoa; Chordata; Mammalia; Dermoptera; Cynocephalidae. The transcript has a single exon. The coding region runs from base 46 to 1209 and encodes 387 amino acids. Gene Ontology annotation, molecular function: G protein-coupled receptor activity. Gene Ontology annotation, biological process: G protein-coupled receptor signaling pathway. The record is from RefSeq and is a predicted model, not a curated record. Gene Ontology annotation, cellular component: membrane.